Puccinia triticina is the source of this 300-nucleotide messenger RNA. RefSeq lists its product as uncharacterized. NCBI's taxonomy places the organism in Eukaryota, Fungi, Basidiomycota, Pucciniomycetes, Pucciniales, Pucciniaceae. The transcript has a single exon. The record is from RefSeq and is a predicted model, not a curated record. Bases 1 to 300 code for a protein of 99 amino acids.
AUGAACAAUCUGCAAGAACAGCUAGCCGCAAAGGAGAAAGAACACGCAGAUCAACUCAAUCAACUCAAAGCUGCUCAAGAAGACCUCAAAAAUCACCUCCAACAGGAAGAAGAGGCCGUGAACAAUCUCUCCACUGCAAACCACAACCUUGUUUCUAAACUCAAGAUGUAUGAGGCCUUUGUGGCAGGCUUGCCAGAGGGUUCCCAUCCAGCUGCAUCCAGGCUCAACAUGUCUCACGCUGAAUUACUUGUCAAAUCCACCCCUGAAGAGUUGUCCUUCAAAAUAAAAUUAGAAAAAUAG